Kwoniella shivajii is the source of this 699-nucleotide messenger RNA. RefSeq lists its product as uncharacterized. The record is from RefSeq and is a predicted model, not a curated record. The transcript is spliced from 2 exons. The coding region runs from base 1 to 699 and encodes 232 amino acids. Lineage: Eukaryota; Fungi; Basidiomycota; Tremellomycetes; Tremellales; Cryptococcaceae.
AUGAUAGCAUUUCUCCUCUCCUUCAUCACCUUAUUCACUUGGAUCUGGCCUUGGAGCCCGUCUUCCGAUCCUUGCCCUCACCCACUAGUCAAUAUCGACUGGUCUAUCGUUCCAGAAUCCACAACCAGCUUAUUGGAACACCUUCCCGACAAAUGGGUCGGUGAAGUCGCCGCUCUGAACUACACAUACAUCCCAGCAACCGUCAAGGAUUACUUUGAAGGACAGAUCACAGAAAUCGAAUCUACUCUCAUCUGGAUAGAUUGGAACGACCUUCCUUGUCAUGUCGUCGAAUGGGUGAAAGAACAUCCUGGUGAAGCUGCUUUUCUUGUUAUGGACAUUGGGCUAUUCAUAGCUCCAUGGGUUUUAACAGAACCUCUCUUGCUGGUGCUAGGGUUCAGCAGAUUUGGACCUGUCGCGAGAUCAGCCGCUGCUGUCGCUCAAAAAGCAAUUGGGAAGGUUAAAGCUCGAGAUUUUUUCGCUCAUCUCCAAUCUGCCGCCAUGAAAGGUUAUGGACAGAUAGUUGUGGAACACAUAGUCAGAGCUGGCACUGCAUUGGCUGGACUCUUCAAAUGGUUAUGGGGUAGAAACGAGGGUGGUGGACACAGUUGCCCCGCUGCCAUGGUAGCUCAAGCGAUCCUCGAAGAUCCCACAAAGGGUGGUGUCCAUAGAGAAUUGAAAAGAUUUGUGAACAACCAGUAG